ACGAGGGGAAUACUUGUGAUCGGUGUACAUGUAUUUGUUACAAAUUGCGUUUUAGUAGCCAUUACAUUGUAUGUAAGAUAUAGCCCGUAACCUAACGGAGCGAGCAGUCUGCAGAACUUGUUUCUCGUGAACAACAUUUUGUGCUUUACUUGCUUUGUAACGGAGCGGAAAACAAACAAGAAAUGAUGAAACAGGUCAUUAGCAAAUACCAAGUUUCGAUGAAAUUGGUUCGUUUGAAGAAGCUGUUUAUAUGCUGUGUCAUCGCGAUGAUGGGAUUAACAAUCAUUUUUAUGAUAAAAGUAACAAGAGUAUGGGUACACCAGGUUCAGUAUGUCAGCCCUGUUAUUCCAACUAUUUACGUGAUAACACCGACAUAUUAUCGUCUAGAACAAAAAGCAGACCUUACUCGAAUGUCAAACACUUUACUUCACGUGCACCACCUUCACUGGAUCGUUGUGGAAGACUCAGUUGAGAAAACCAAACUGGUAACAUAUUUUCUAGAGACAUGUGGAGUGAUUAACACACAUUUAAACAUAUCAACGCCCAGAGAAAAGCGGUUGAGAGGCACCGAACUACCUCGAGGUGUGCUGCAGAGAAAUGCCGGUCUUGAUUGGAUUAGGACAAACCUGGAUCCUGAAGUCGAUGAAGGUGUUGUGUACUUCGCUGAUGACGACAAUACUUACAAUCGGAAGCUGUUCGAGGAGAUGCGGUACACACAACGAGUGUCAGUUUGGCCAGUAGGAUUAGUCGGAGGUUUAAAACAUGAAUCGCCUAUUGUCAAAAAUGGAAAGGUGAAGGGCUGGAAUGCAAUGUAUAUGCCAGAGCGCAAUUUUGCGAUUGAUAUGGCAGGAUUUGGUGUGAAUAUAAAUAUUAUUUUAAACCACACAAAGACGAAAUUUUCGUACUCCAUGUUACCAGGAACAUUGGAGACCUCAUUUCUUACAGCUCUUGGGACAAAGAUUCAGGAUUUAGAACCAAGAGCGGAUGGAUGUACCAAGGUGCUGGUAUGGCAUACAAGAACUGAAAAAACUAAGAUAGAAAAACCCAAAGACGGAUUCCUGAAGCAAUAUAAACAAGAACAAUUUGCUGAUGUAGAAGUUUGAAAAAAGUUGUGUGGCCUCAUGUCCAAUGUGAUUAAAUAUAAUCCGAUUAUGAACGUGAAGUGGGAACAGCAUUUCAGAUUGGAGAUUGUGUUACUUUAUAAUUUGUAUUAUAUGUAUAGCCAUGCAGCCAUUCACCUUUACUCGAUUUCCUCAUUGACAAUUGUCUCGAGCAAAGGAAAGUCUCCCUUUAUGAACGUCCGAGAGUUUUAUUCAAAAUAUUUUUCGUUUUGUGAAGACGAGAUUGACAAAGAGAGGAUUCGUGAAAAGAGUAAUGAAUACACUCAUAUUCUUAUGAACAUAUGAAUUUAACUUUUUUGAAUUUAGUUAGUCGCUUAUAAAACCGCCUGUAGCCUUACAGUCCAGUUGAGAACAUCUUUCACCUACAUAUGCAUAGUGGUAGCAAUUCAUUCAUCUUAAAGCAGCAGUAGAUCUAAUUCGCAUUAAGGUCAUAGGAGUGUAUUGAUAAACGGAAAUAGGAAGUACAUCCCUAGUUGAAAAUCCAAUG
Mizuhopecten yessoensis (Yesso scallop) is the source of this 1608-nucleotide messenger RNA. RefSeq names its product galactosylgalactosylxylosylprotein 3-beta-glucuronosyltransferase 1-like. The coding region runs from base 183 to 1103 and encodes 306 amino acids. The transcript is spliced from 6 exons. Gene Ontology annotation, molecular function: galactosylgalactosylxylosylprotein 3-beta-glucuronosyltransferase activity. Gene Ontology annotation, biological process: chondroitin sulfate proteoglycan biosynthetic process; carbohydrate metabolic process. NCBI's taxonomy places the organism in Eukaryota, Metazoa, Mollusca, Bivalvia, Pectinida, Pectinidae. Gene Ontology annotation, cellular component: Golgi membrane. The record is from RefSeq and is a predicted model, not a curated record.